GGGGCUACCCUAUCUUCUUCAGACGACGCCUUUCCCAUCUCGGGCUACCGUCCGAGAGGCUUUCCCUUCAAGCAGGGCCACCUCCGCAAUCCAAGAAGCUUGGCUGUACCACCAUCGCCACAACGCCUACCCUCUAUCUCUCUAGUCUUCCCGCAGAGGCAAUUCUCCGCGCUGGCGCCUAUCCAACUCCUGAUAGGAUGCCUCCAUCUGACCCCUAUGUACAUAUGUGAUUCUACUGUACAUCGCCUUUGGGGUAGACACUCCCGCAGUCUGACCAGGCCCAGCGUGAACGAAGUGCUCGUGGCAAAAGUACUUUAUCCUCUCUCCCUCCCCUCUCUUCUCCUUUCCUCCGUCUCUUCUCUCUCCCCACCUCCCUCCAACCCAUCAUCCCAAAACCACACCAUGUCCGACAUAGAAAAAGGGUCAGCGGGCUCCCACGACAAGGAGACCCGCGUCGACGCGGCCACUCUUCCCGCCUAUGAGGCCGGCAGCGUCGCCGAGGCGCAACAGGAGGACUUCAUGACGCGCAACGGUCUCAACCUCGCCUCCUUCAAGCCCCGCCGGUUCCACACGGGCGACGGCACCGAGAUCGAGCGCACCAUGAAGUCCCGCCACCUGCACAUGAUCGCCAUUGGCGGCUCCAUCGGCGCCGGUUUCUUUGUCGGGUCCGGCAAGGCGCUGCACAACGGCGGGCCGGCGUCGCUGCUGAUUGAUUUCGCCAUCAUCGGCGUCAUGAUGUUCAACGUCGUGUACGCCCUGGGUGAGCUGGCUGUCAUGUUUCCUGUUACCGGUGGCUUCUACACCUACUCGACUCGCUUUAUCGAUCCGUCUUGGGGUUUCGCCAUGGGUUGGAACUAUGUUUUCCAGUGGGCGAUUGUCUUGCCUCUGGAACUUACCGUUUGCGGGUUUACGGUCGGGUACUGGAAUCAGGACAUAAGUGUUGCCGUCUGGAUCACCAUCUUCCUCGUCGCCAUCAUCAUCAUCAACGUCUUCGGCACCCUCGGCUACGCCGAAGAGGAAUUCUGGGCUUCGGCAUUCAAGCUCGGCGCCACCAUUGUCUUCCUCAUCAUCUGCCUCGUCAUGGUCCUCGGCGGCGGUCCCAAAGGCAGCCGCUACGACCACUACACCGGUGCCGCCCUGUGGUACUCCCCCGGCGCCUUCGCCAACGGCUUUAGGGGGUUCUGCUCCUGCUUCGUCACUGCGGCUUUUGCCUUUUCGGGCACCGAACUCGUCGGUCUCGCUGCUGCCGAGGCCAAAAACCCCGUCAAGUCCCUUCCCGGCGCCAUCAAGCAAGUCUUUUGGCGCAUCACCCUCUUUUACAUCCUCGGUCUCUUCUUCGUCGGCUUGCUCAUCCCCUAUGACGACGAGAACCUGUUGGGCGCUAACCCGUUCAUCAACGUCAACGCCUCCCCCUUUGUGCUGGUGGGCAAGUACGCGAACCUGACGGGCUUCGACUCGUUCAUGAAUGUGGUUAUUCUGGUGUCGGUCCUCUCGCUCGGUGUCUCGUGCGUCUAUGGUGGCUCGCGCACCUUGACUGCCCUCGCUCAGCAGGGGUACGCGCCCAAGAUCUUUACGUACGUUGAUCGUUCCAACCGCCCGCUGUUCUCGGUCCUGCUCAUUAUUGCGUUUGGCCCCCUGGCGUAUGUCAACUUGGCGGCUGCUGGUCCGACCGUGUUCGAUUGGUUGCUUUCGCUUUCCGGGCUGGCGGCGCUGUUCACGUGGGGAUCGAUUUGCUUGAGCCAUAUUCGCUUUCGCAAGGCGUGGGCGCUCAAGGGACAUAGUGUGGAGGAGAUCCCGUUCCGGGCUGCGGGCGGUGUGUGGGGAUCGUGGCUGGGGUUGGUGUUGGUUGUUUUGGUGUUGAUUGCUCAGUUCUACGUAGCCAUCUGCCCACCCGGCGGCGGCUUCAACACGGUCGAGGGCUUCUUCGUGCAGUACCUCGCCUUGCCCGUCGUCAUCGUCUUCUGGAUCGGUGGAUUCAUCUGGAAGCGCACGAGCUGGCUCCGCGUUGAUCAGAUCGAUGUUGACACGGGCCGUCGCGAACAUGAUUGGGAGUCGAUUAAUGCGUACCAAGCUGAGUUGGCUGCUAUGCCUGCUUGGAAGAGGUGGUUCCAUAAGUUGUUUGUCUGAAAGCUGCUGCUGUCACAGUAAAGAAGCAGUGAGGAUGGAUGACUGUGGAUUGCUUUUGUUUUUGUUUUUUGUGUUGGAUACCUAACUUAUACCAUUGUUGAAGCGUUGAAGCGAGAGAGAGAGAGAGGCAGAGAGAAAAUGAAAAAGGGGAGGGAAGGGGGAACCUAAUGAAAAGAUGGAACUUGAUGAUGAUAUCGAGAUUAAUGAAAUGAAGAAUCAGUCCAUAAUGAAGUGUUGACCAUACAACCAAACCAUUCUCGCACUUCCUUCCA
Neurospora crassa OR74A is the source of this 2399-nucleotide messenger RNA. RefSeq names its product amino acid permease NAAP1 (gene pmg). Gene Ontology annotation, molecular function: amino acid transmembrane transporter activity. Gene Ontology annotation, biological process: amino acid transmembrane transport. The record is from RefSeq and is a predicted model, not a curated record. The transcript has 3 exons. Lineage: Eukaryota; Fungi; Ascomycota; Sordariomycetes; Sordariales; Sordariaceae. Gene Ontology annotation, cellular component: membrane. The coding region runs from base 217 to 2127 and encodes 636 amino acids.